UACAUUACGUCUAAAAUUUUCAAGCUAAGCAUUAGUGACAGGUUCAAAACAGUCUCAAAGCCCCGUAUUAGAUACCUGGUAGGUUCCAUUCCUCAGUGACGCAGAAAGCCCGAGAAAAAUGAACCAUACUAAUAACACCCAGCAAUCCAACGAUGCUAGGCACGACGAUGAUGCAGCUCUCACUGAAUUCCUCUCUUCCUUAAUGGAUUACACUCCCACUAUACCCGAUGAAUUGGUGGAGCAUUACCUAGCUAAGAGUGGGUUUCAAUGUCCUGAUGUUCGAUUAAUUAGAUUAGUAGCUGUUGCUACUCAGAAGUUCGUUGCAGAGGUUGCAGGCGAUGCACUGUUGCAAUGCAGGGCUCGUCAAUCAGCAGUAGUCAAAGACAAAAGAGAGAAGCAGCAAAAGGAUAAGCGCCCAAUCUUGACCAUGGAGGACCUGUCCAAGGCUCUGCGUGAUUACGGCGUGAAUGUGAAGCACCAGGAGUAUUUUGCUGAUAGCCCAUCAACCGGAAUGGAUCCUGCUUCAAGAGAUGAGUAACCUGGCUUGGAUUUACAAGUUUUUUGCAUUUGUUUACAUGUUAAGUCGUUAUACAUUCUUGUUUGUACAACACAUCGCCUUUCUGUAGUCUGAUAGUUUUCAUUUAAAGAUUUAUUAUGAUAUAUAUUUGAUGUCUA
Molecule: messenger RNA, 675 nt
Organism: Hevea brasiliensis (rubber tree)
Lineage: Eukaryota; Viridiplantae; Streptophyta; Magnoliopsida; Malpighiales; Euphorbiaceae
Product: transcription initiation factor TFIID subunit 10
Exons: 6
Coding region: 119-538 (139 amino acids)
Biological process (GO): transcription initiation at RNA polymerase II promoter
Cellular component (GO): SAGA complex; nucleus; transcription factor TFIID complex
Molecular function (GO): RNA polymerase II general transcription initiation factor activity; promoter-specific chromatin binding
Source: RefSeq, a predicted model, not a curated record